Molecule: messenger RNA, 1496 nt
Organism: Gavialis gangeticus (Gharial)
Lineage: Eukaryota; Metazoa; Chordata; Crocodylia; Gavialidae
Gene: P3H4
Product: prolyl 3-hydroxylase family member 4 (non-enzymatic)
Exons: 7
Coding region: 96-866 (256 amino acids)
Biological process (GO): collagen fibril organization; peptidyl-lysine hydroxylation
Cellular component (GO): endoplasmic reticulum
Molecular function (GO): collagen binding; protein binding
Source: RefSeq, a predicted model, not a curated record
GGCAGCUGACUCAGGUUUCUCUCUUUCAGGACAAUAAGAUUGAGAAGGCGGUGUCUGCUGCCCACACCUUUCUUCAGAAGAAUCCCAAACAUGAGAUGACCUUAAAGUACCUGAACUAUUACAAGACGAUGGUGGACGUGGAUGAGUAUCUUGUGGACUUGGAGGCCCAGCCAUAUGAAACAGUGUUUGUGCGGUCAGUAAAGCUGUAUAACAGUGGGGAUUUCCGGAGCAGUGUCACUGACAUGGAGCAAGCACUGGUGGAGUACUACAAGGCCUAUGAGAACUGCCUGGCAAGCUGUGACAGCACCUAUGAACUGGAGGAGUUCAAGGACUUCUACCCAGCCAUCGCAGACCACUAUGUGGCUGUCCUGCAGUGCCAGGUGGACUGUGAGACUGACCUGACUCCCAAUGUGGGUGGCUACUUCGUGGAGAAAUUUGUGGCUACCAUGUACCACUACCUGCAAUUUGCAUAUUAUAAGUUGAAUGAUGUGAAGAAUGCAGUGCAGAGUGUCUCCAGCUACAUGCUCUUUGACCCUGGUGACGAGGUGAUGCAGCAGAACCUGGUUUAUUACCGCUUCUACCGGGAGCGCUGGCAUCUGGAGGAGGAGGACUUUAACCCCCGCCUGGAAGCACUCCAGUAUCACAACCAGACAGCCAUGCAGAAGAAAAUGUUGGAGUUUGCCAGGCAGUACCUGCAGGCUGAUGAUGAGAUGGAGUUGGAUGAUGGCCCAGCCCCUGCUGGGCAGGACCUGGAAUUGGACAGCGAGUUUGAAGGCGAAGGCGACUAUGAGGAAGGUUUUUUUGCAGAGUGGUGGCAGGAGCCCAAGACCAAAGGGGACAAAGCAGACCAAGAAGAGACCCGAUGAGUCACAUGCGUGGGGUCCAACAGCAGCUGCAGCCGGGGGCUGUGCCCUUCUGCCCCAUUACCCCAUCAGCAUGGGGCAAAGGAGUUGGAUGGGGAUGGCCACAGCUGACCUUGUCCUCAGGGCUUACCAGGGAGCAUGACUUUGAGCUCCCACAAACUUUGUGGGGCUCAGACUCAGACCCACCUGGGAGGGGCUGGUCCUUUCCAGUGCCCCAGCCUAUAGAGAGCCUUCUGUCUUUCUCUCUGGGGCUGAAGCCUUCGUAAACAAUUAACAGAGCUCUGAGGCGCUGGCACCCCAAGCCAGUCACAAGUGCAUGCUCAUCCUAUGAGCCAUCACUCUGCAGUGCUUAAAUAUCCUACCCCUACCCCCAGACUAAUGUACAACUUUAGAGACCCCCCUUUUGCACAUCUGGUUGCCUUCCCCACUGGGUAGUGAGGCCCCUUGAGGAUGUGGAGGCAUAAUUCAAAUCAUUCCCUCCUGUCACAUGAGGAACAUGGGCUCCCAGAACUAUUCCUCGUGGCUUCCUCCUCGGGUCUCCAGAGAAGGAAAUUCCUCCCAGUCUACAGCCAGAUAUGGGGAGCUGCCUUAGAGCCUUACGGCUUGUCUCAGGUACCUCUAUUACAGCCACAU